This is a messenger RNA of Sarcophilus harrisii (Tasmanian devil), 10452 nucleotides long. It is a transcript of the gene KIF24, whose product is annotated as kinesin family member 24. Gene Ontology annotation, biological process: microtubule-based movement. Gene Ontology annotation, molecular function: microtubule motor activity; microtubule binding; ATP binding. The record is from RefSeq and is a predicted model, not a curated record. Bases 368 to 4567 code for a protein of 1399 amino acids. The transcript has 15 exons. Lineage: Eukaryota; Metazoa; Chordata; Mammalia; Dasyuromorphia; Dasyuridae.
GUCGGCGCGGCGUUCGAACGGGCGCUUGGCGACGUUGCCAUGGGGACGCGGCUUGGCCUUCUCCGUGGGUCGGUUUGUUGACGUACCGCUGGGUCACUAGGGGCAGUGCCCUGGGGUGUCGGAGCAGGAAAAGCCCGUGGUUCGGAUGCCUCAGUUUAUCAGUGUCCUGACUGGCUUGACAAAGAGUUCAUAAUUCAAAUGAAGGGAAACAGUUGGACCACAUGCCUUGACAUUCAGUUGAACAUCUAAAAUUAGGCAUGUUACAUUCAGUUGCUGAGGGGACUGUUUCAGUACUUCAUGGCAUUCAUUGGAUAGAACUUGCUAGUGCAAGUAUUCAGAAACAAUUAAAAUCUAUCAAUCCACAAUAAUGGCAUCAUGUUUGUUUGACUGUCUUUGUGAGGUAGAACUUGGAAAAUAUUACCCUCAUUUUGCUGCCUUUGGCCUUCAGAAAAUAGAUGAAUUAGCUAAAGUCACAAUGAAAGACUACUCCAGAUUGGGAAUCCACAAUAUGAAUGACCGUAAGCGCCUCUUCCAGCUCAUUAAAAUCAUUCAAAUUAUGCAGGAAGAAGAUAAAAUCACUAACACCCAGCAAGAUCUUCCAACAAGUAACCUCCGUGUCUCUCCUCAAGGGGCCAGAUCAGGACCUCGAAGGCAACUGUGCUUUGAUGCUUUUGUUGACAAAAAAGACCAAACUGCUGAGGAUUUUGCAUUUGACACAGGUAGUCUGUCAGACUUCUAUUCAGCUGAAGACAUUUUGCCAGGUGAUACUCAGUAUAAUAAAAAAACAAGAACUCCUGGGGCUGCAGGUGCUGAUAUGGGUGUGCAAACAGAAACAAACAGUACAACUUUAUUUUCGUCAAAUAACAUUUCUUCACUAUUAGGAGAUAUUGAAGUUCCUACCAUACAAAGAGUCACUCACAUGUCUGGAUAUAAUUAUGGAGUCCCCCAUUCUUAUGUCAGAGAGAAUAUCUCAGAGAAGGAUAAUGUUUGGACAGAAACUGAGAAAAUUAGAGUAUGUGUACGGAAACGCCCUCUAGCUUUGAGGGAAGAACGGCGUGGAGAAAUUAAUAUUAUUACUGUAGAAGAUAAAGAAACUUUACUUGUCUAUGAAAAGAAAGAGGCAGUUGACCUUACCCAGUAUAUUCUACAGCAUGUUUUUUAUUUUGAUGAAGUCUUUGGUGAGACAUGCACCAAUCAAGAUGUUUAUAUGAAGACCACUCACCCACUCAUUCAGCAUAUUUUUAAAGGAGGAAAUGCCACUUGCUUUGCAUAUGGACAGACAGGGGCUGGAAAGACUUAUACCAUGAUAGGAACUCAUCAAAACCCAGGACUCUAUGCUCUUGCUGCUGAAGACAUCUUUAAGCAAAUUGACCAAGUCCAGCCAAAGAGAGACCUCUCUGUGUGGAUUAGUUUUUAUGAGAUCUACUGUGGACAACUUUAUGAUCUUCUAAAUGGAAGGAAAAGACUUUUUGCAAGAGAAGAUAGUAAACAUGUUGUACAAAUAGUGGGACUGCAAGAACUUCCAGUGGAUAGUGUGGAUCUCCUUUUAGAGGUUAUUUUGAAGGGUGGCAAGGAACGUAGCACUGGUGCUACUGGAGUCAAUUCAGAUUCCUCCCGUUCCCAUGCUAUUAUCCAAAUUCAGAUAAAAGAUUCAGCCAAGAGAACCUUUGGAAGGAUAUCUUUCAUUGAUUUGGCUGGAAGUGAGAGAGCAGCUGAUGCCAGAGAUUCAGAUAAACAAACAAAAAUUGAAGGUGCAGAAAUAAACCAGAGUCUUCUAGCUCUAAAAGAAUGCAUCCGUGCAUUGGACCAGGAACAUGCUCAUACUCCCUUCAGACAAAGCAAAUUGACUCAGGUACUGAAGGAUUCUUUUAUUGGUAAUUCCAAAACCUGCAUGAUUGCCAAUGUAUCACCAAGCCACAUGGCUACAGAGCAUACUUUGAAUACAUUACGUUAUGCUGACAGGGUGAAAGAACUGAAAAAAGGAAUUAAAUGCUGUACCCCAGUUACCAGUCGAAAUCGGUCAUCUGGACAUAUGUCUCCAAAACGGAUUCAGUGUUCGCCUUCAGUACUGCUAGCAGACAAGUGCUCUCCCAAAAAAGUGAAGUUAGGAUUUCAGCAACCUCUCACUUCGGCCUUCAGCAAUACCCGAGCAAAGUGCUGUCCUUUACCCUUUCAUUCAGCUGGUGUCCCUUUUUCUUCUACCCCCAAAGGCAUGGGCAGAGGGAAUGGCUCCAAAGGAAACUUUAAUCAUGUAUGUGUCACCCCCAGUACUCCUCUUAAAGAAUCUACAAAGGCAGGGUCUCCCACAAAGAAGAAGACAGAAGAUUCUACAUUGGGUUUUGAGAAGCUCUGUCCUAGCGGGGGCCUUGGGGGCACCUGUGUGCCAGGCAAGUGCAAAAAAACACGAUUAGUGCAGCCAGUGCAAAAGCAACUUGUGUCCCGAGGUGAAUUCUCUUUUGGUGAGCCCCACCAUGGGGGGCAAUGUAGUCAGACCUGUGAGAAGGUGCUCCCCAAACGCUGCUCUGAAGCUUGGACCACUAUACCUCCUCAUCAGAAAGACAGGGAAGCACAUUUGCGGUUUUACCACCAGCAGUUUCAGCAACCACCUCUUCUUCAACAGAAGUUAAACUACCAACCACUAGAACAGUUUUUAUGCCAGUACAACCCCCAAGAUAUUAAAGUCCAACAAGAUACACCUCCUUUACUUCCUUCUUACUCUCAAAACCAAGAUAUCACCCAGCUGGAAGACCUAGAUGACAGUGAUUUCAGUGAAGAUUCUUUCUCACCCAUUUCUAACCAAAGGACAGCCAAGAGAAAAAACACUCAGAAUUGUAGUGAACAUUCAUUCUUCCUUCAUCAGAGAGAACAAGAAGGAACUGAGGAUCAGAAAGCUGAAAAUGAACAGAAUUUGUUUUUUAAUUGCACAAUAAAUACUCAAGAGAAUGAUCUGAAUGAAAAUUGGGUUUUUACUAGUAAGUCAGCCUGUUUAGAUACAGCAGAAGUAAAUAAAAGGCACCCCAACAAUAAGAUUCUUUCUGAUUGGAGCAUAGAAGAUGACUCUACUUCUUCAGACUCUUCUCCAAGUGACAACAUGGCAGAACAACCUUACUGCUCACAAGUUGAUUUUAUUCCUAACAGAAGUAAUCGAGCAUUUGACCAUACACAUAUCCCUUUCAAAGAUGAGCCUCGUCUCCAGGCUGAUGGCACUUCAUCACCACCAGAAAAGGACACAUCCACAUUCUCAGUGUUAAACCUUGCAGAUUAUGAGUCUCCAUAUCAAAGAAAUUCAGUAAUCUUAGCACAGGAAGAAAGCAGCAAUAGCAGCCAAACUCAGUUAACAAAACCCUUCAAAAGAAGUAACUUGCCUGCUGAAGGAGACUUUUGUGAAAGAUCAGGAGCAUCAGCAGAAUCAGCUUCCUCACCAGUGGCCCCUCUCACCAUGUCUCUUCUUGAGAGCACAGACAGAGAAACUUCUAGUGAACCCCUUCUUAAUCAGAUGCCAAAAUCUCAUCAAAGAAGAAAAUGGGUACUGGAGUUAAGCACACCAAAUCCUGACAAGGAGAUCAAAACUCCCAAUACAACCAAAGACCUCACAGCAGAAAAUACCAGUACGCUGUUGGGUCUAGACAAACCAACAUUAGCUUCUGAUACCAAGGCAGCUCUGUUGCUGUCUCUACACUCAGAGGACCAGUGGUAUUUGUCAGCCUGCGCUGCUACUGAGCCUGCUGGUGAUCUCUCAAAUCUAUCUUUGGCAGGGCUCUAUCAGGGCUCAGUUAAUGAUCUGUCGAUAAGUGAAGCCAGUGUAGAAGAGCCCUUGGAGAACAAAAUGGGAACAAUGGCCUUCAGAAACAUAAAAUGUCAAGACUAUGUAAAUAGCAAGCAUUAUGAUGCAGAUACAGAAGAGACCAAGCUGGGCUGGGAUUUGAGCUCCCCAGAAAGGCCCGACCCUAACAAGGGAAGUCCAGGAGUCAUCCGGGGGUCGGUUUCUCCCAUGGUUCCUGCAGAUAAGCCUGAAAAAGGGUUUUCAAGCACCCCAGUGGCUCUUACCAAAACCAGAAGCAUUUGCUCUUCUGCCCAGGUCUUAGACCAACAGAACAAGCUCCAGAAAUCUGAAAACCCAGUCAAAUUGUCAUUUAGUACUGAGGAAAUUAGGCAGCUAAAACAUAGACUGAUGCAGAGCAUCUUUACCCAGACAGGCCUUCUUGGGGGACAUGAUGAUCACAAGAAUUCUUUGGCAAAUUACACUUCAGAAAACCAAUCUAUCCUUGGUAGUCAAAAGAACACAUUCCAGAUUGUGAAAGAGAGGCAUGAGGAAACCCUGAAACAAGCACAACAGGUUGUCAUUCAAGCCCACCAGGAACAGCUGGACAAAAUGGCAGAAUUGGAUUUCAAGGAGGAGAGUUUGAUCAAUCAGAUGUCAGCAGCUGAUUUUGAAGACUUUGUGACCCAGCUGGAUGAAAUCAUGAUCCUGAAAUCCAAGUGUAUCCAGAGCCUCCGAAGCCAACUGCAGUUCUACCUUGCUUGUUGCGGGCCUGAAGCUUCCCUAGAGAAAACAUCAGCCUCUUAGACUCGAGGGUCCUUUGGAGAGAUGGAGAGGGCUUUGGGGGUGGGGAAGGAAUACCCCCGCAUGCCUUGACCAUGCCAACAACUUAUUUCUACUCUGCUUCCUUUAUGACUAGUACACAAUUGAGUUAAGGGAAGACAGGGUAGAGUAUACCCAUGUAGAAGAGGUGUCGGCUAUGUGGAGUAGCACCCUGCAUCUCUGGCAAAUGAAUCCUCAUGCCCAAUGAUCCUAGCCUCCAUGUGGACCAUGCCAUGUGGCAGUGAUCUUUAAGAUAAUGCGACGGCUUUUUUUAUAGGGCACAAAAUGUCUGUCGCUAAGUGAACAGUCCCACCCAAGAUCAAGAAGAUACUAGAUGGAAAUACUGGAGGGUUACUGCAUAUGAGUGAACAGGACAGCCAGAAGAGUUGGACACAGAGCAUUUAGGGAAAAGAACUUUGUUAAUGAGUUGCUUGGUCAGAUGCACACUUCUUUUAGGAGAACAGAAUUUGGUUCCAGGGUCUGAUAAUUAGCAAAAGCAUAAGUGAUAGAAAUUGUCUAGAAUCUUCUAAGAAGCUUGGAUUCUCAAGUGGAGGAGGAGGUACACCAUUAGUUGAUGGUCCCUUUCUUUACUCCUUGGAGAUUUUAGCAAAAUUGAAGAGUUCUCUGUCUAAGUCCAGAUCCCUCCUGAAUUCCAGGGAUUAUAGAGACUAAGAUUGAUUUGAGUUUUUAAGUUGACUGUUUGGUGAGAUUACAUUAAAUUUGAUAUGUAUUUAAUAAAAGAGGUCUGAUUUCCACACCUCAUAGACCAACCUAUUCUUUGUUCUUAAGUGGAAGGCUAUUUGUGACCUUGUGCUUUUUAGCAAGAACAUGCUUGAGACAUUUUGUGCUGUGACUUGCUUUGACCAUCCUCUUCUUGAGGGUUUUGUGUGAAGAACAAUGUAUUGGUAUGUAGUGCUCAUUUCUGUUUGGAGUUUGCUUUCUUUCCAAUUCAAUGACAGUGGUGAUCAUUCUCUGUGCAAGUAGACUUAGUAACAGUGUACCCAGUGUUGCCUUAUAUUUUUAUAGUGUAUUCAAUCAACUCUUUCUGAUCUUUUUAGAAAUCCUGUGACUCAGGUAGAGCAGAGAUUUCAGUCCCCAAUUUAUAGGUAAGGCAACAAGUCUAUUAUCAUACAGAGUUAGUGAGCUGAAACCAGAGACUUUUUGCCUUCCAUAGCUCACAUUCUCUGACCAUGUUAGUCCUGUGUGUCGAACAAAAUUAGCUGUGACAGUCCCACUCCUCAGGACAUAAUACUUGUACUAUAUUCAUUCGAACCUGGAAACCCUUUCUUAACUCAUGUAAAUUAGGGCAAGUUCUCAGUAGUCCUACACCUGCAGGUGUCAUGCAAAUUUCCUUGCUAACUGUAUGACCAUCAGCUAAUCUCUUUAAGCCUAAAGUGACUUUGCACAUGACUACCAGACAAAAACACUGACUUGGAUCAGCAAAGCUUAAAAAAUUAUUUUGUUAAAUUGUUUGAAGUUGGCAGCUGUCAAGUGGAUAAGUCAUUAGAGAAUAUUGUCAUGGGAACGAUUUUCUAUAUGGUGGACACUAUAUAACUGAUGCCCAUGAUUGUGGCCCAAGCAGCUCACGUACUCUCUGCAAGGUAAUCCUUGGGUUUGUGGCUAAAACUGCUGUUUCUAAAGUUACGAGGACUAUACGGUUUUGCUGGGGACUCAUUUCACUCUGGUAUCUUGUUUGGUCAAAGUAAGGGGAGCCUCUCUCAUUGAUAGAGCCUGUGAUGACCUUCCAUACCCCACAAAGAUGGCACCUCACCUGUCCUCCUUGCUUCAUUUCAAGGCCCCAUCCCCAUCUGCUACAAAUAUAUUUUCUAAUCUGGUUAGGGAUGUAUCUUGGACUGUUGAAGAUGAAAGGGGUAUUAGAUAUCAUCUUGGCCAUAUCUCUCAUUUUAUAGAUGAGACAGUAUCCAAGGUGAUCACACAGCUAGUUAGUGGCAGUCAGGGUUUCAGCUUCAGUCCGACACCCAGCUUGGUACCACUAGCAAGAAUAAGUCACUCAUCAAAUUGGAAGAGCUUCAGUCAGAUUUAAUUCAGUAAAUCUUUAUUAAGUACAUAACAUUGGGAAUACAAAGACAAAAUUGAAACUACCCCUGCCCUUGAGGAGCUUACAGUCUACAUAGGGAUGAGGGAAUAGAUUAUAUACUGUACAUAAAUAAAUAUGAAGAACGUACAAAGUUAUAUAAAAUAAUUUCAGAAGGAAAGAAUGUUACCAACUUUGGGAUAUCAGGAAAGUCUUGGUGUAGGAGGGUAUACCUGAGCUGUGCUUUGAAGAAAGCCAAGGAUUCUAGGAAGCAGAUGGGGGGAGGGAGAGGGAAACUUUCUUGGAUAUGAGACCAUUUCCACAAUGGUGUGGAGGCUGUCCAGGGAAAAGCAAGAAAGCAAGUCAAUUUAGAACAGUUUAGGAUAUAAAAGGAAACAAUGAUUGUGGAGAGCUCUAAAUGCCAGGAUGGAAGAGGACCCAAAGGUGGAAUGGACUUUAAAGUUCUAGGUCAACCCCCCUCAUUUCAUCUAUGAGGAACCAGAGACCAGAUCUAUAAAUCUGUCCAACAUUACAUGACAGACCUAGCAGUUUGAUUCCACUCUAGUGAUUCCAAAUCCAGUGUGCUUGACCCACUGCAUCGCUAAGUUUGUAUUUUUUUUUUCCUUUUUAAAAUGCUCUAUACUCCUUGCCUCCUCCAACUUAGAAGUUUAAGAGCCACUUACAGGUCUAGAUCUCACUGUUUGUUGACCUAGAAGCUUCAACAUGCUCCUUUUCCUGCCUGACCUGAUUCACCCCAAUUUAGGGAUCCUUUUGCAUAUCCUUCCUGGUGCUCUCCUUGCUCCCAAGGGCUCACCAUAUUGGUGUUGGAAUUACUAUGAACAAUCAUUUAGCUCAGCUCAGUUCAGACCUCUGAAAGCUCAAAGCCCGACCAAGAAGGGUUAUGCUAUUAGACCCUUUCUUUCCUCAGAGGUUUUCUGGAGUCUGAAGAGUUGGCAGCUCGGGCCCAGACCCCUCGUAAUCCCCAGGAGCUGGGAUUCUAAGUGUGGGCCACCACAUCAAGGUAAAGGCAGAAAGGGGGAGCCAUUCUUGAUUUUUGAAUAGAGAAAUUACACAGUCAAAUAUUUUAGGAAUAUUAAUUUGGCAGCUGUAUACAGGAUAGAUUGGAGAGGAAGAUGGGCUGAAGGCAGGAAGAACAAUUAGAAGAUAUUGGAAGAGUUCAAGUUAAAGCCGAUGACCAGCAAAGGCUGGAGAUGAAUACGAGAGAUGCUGUGGUGGAAGAGAUGACAAAUUUUGGCAACUAGAUAUGUGAAUAUCUAACCUUUUUAUCUCUCUUAACUUCCUAUUCCAAAUUACCCAUUGCUAAACAUCUCCACCUAGGUAUCCCAACAGUAUCUAAUGCAUCACACCCAAAACGCAAUUUUUCCUCCCAAAACUCAUGCCAUCUCCAAACUUACCUUUUUUACUGAGAAAAGGAGCACCAUCCUGUCAGUAUCCCAGGUUCACAACAUGAAAUUUAAUUUGUCCCCUUACUGAGUUCCCCCUUCCUUCCCCUCCCCCUGGUCUAAUCUGUUGUUAGGUCUCCUUGAUCUUGCUUCCACAGCGUUCCACGAGUUUUCUCUUUCUGGAUACAAGUCUGUGGUAGGUCUUCACCUCUUCACUAGUCUCAGACAAGAGACAAAGCCUCAAAGACUGCCUACUGCGGGGAAAUGAUGUUGGGAAGGAGUCUUGAAAGGUCAACAAGUUAAUAAAAGCAGAAAAAAGCAUCAAGGAAGCUUGAGGUAAAAGUGUGUCCAAGACAUGAAGAUGUUAAUCAGCAAUGUCAGAAACUUCAAAGGUCAAGUACAGUGAGAAUCGAGGGAGCCAAAAAAAUUGACUUUAUUGGUAACCUUGGACAUAGAAUUUCAUGGUAACAUCAAAAAAUUACUAAAAAGUGAAGAGGGACAGCUAUAUGGCGCAAUGAAUAGAGCAGUGGAGGACCUGAGUUCAAAUCCAGCCUUCGACCUUUAACAAUUCCUAGCUCUGUGACUCUGGCAAGUAACUUAACUCUAGGAGCUCAAGGAGGAGAGUCAGCAUUAGCAAGGCUAAAGAACAGCUCUAUCAGAAACUGGAGCAAAGGAGGAUGAGGGAUGAAUCUGGAUUGAGUUGUACAGUGGGACAAAAGAGGAAGUCUGACGGCCUCUCAGAAAAGUGGGUGGUCUUCUGCUGACAGGAAAGAAAAGGAGGAGGCAGUGGAGAAGUGUUAAGGAUAUAUUUCAGUAGCUCCUGUGGAAACUGAUAGUGAAUGAAAGAAGUAUAAAAUGGGCAAAGGCUGAAGUCUGUAUAAAGCAUAAACACAAGUGAGUUAAAAUAAGUUGGCAGUGAACCCCAGUCAGCAUGGCCACGUGACUUAUUUGUAGGCUCAUUCAGUAGCACAGAUAGGAAAAGGAAAGGUAAUACAUUUGGCAUCAUAUGGUGAUGAUGGGAAAGGAAGAUAACAUAUUCAGGAUAGCUAUUAGCAUAUAAGUGAAUGGAUUCACAUUAGAGAAAAGAAAGGGAAACCAAAACGAGAUGGACCAUAACAACUCUGCAGCUUUCUUCUAAACACAAAAUGUGUUUAGAAGCAAGGUCGGUCUUUUCUAUUUGGUUCCCAGCAUGCAGUGCUUUGUACAUAGCAUUCACUUUAAAAAUGUUACAUCCAUUCAUAAUUUGAUUAAAUAUUCAAGCGCCUACUAUUUGUAAGGCAUUGUUUUAGGGUCUGUGGAAUAUUGUCUUUGCCUUCCCAGAGUUUACCUUCUCCUGGGAGUAUAUAAUACGUACACAGUUAAAAGAACAUGAACGACCAGGGAAAAGGGAGAGCUCCUUCUCCUACCCCCCAUCCCCCUCGGGUAAUCCAGGACAGAAAGCCUCAUCUAUCAUCGGAGCUGAAAUUGAAGGUCAAGAUUUCUGAGCGACAGAGAUAAAGAGGUAGAUACUGCACACAUAACUGCUUUUAAGACAAGAGCUGGAAUAUCAAGUUUGUAGACAAGCUAGUGAUCCAGUUUGGCUGGACCCGAGUUCAUGGCGAGUAGUAUGAACAAUGUGAAUGGGAUAAAUAAACUCACCCAUAAAAUAGUAAGAUAGCAGAAUGGAUUAGACACCGGAAUCCAAUAAUAGGUCGUUUACUGGAAACGAUUGAAGAAGAUGCAAAGGUAGAAUAAAGGAAUGGAACAGACUUUAUCAUGCUUCAAGAUCUCAGAAAAGGCAAUCACAAAAUAGACCUAAUUAAGAAAAAAAUGAAAAUUACAAUUUGCUGAAAGAUACCAAAGACAAUUAUAGUAUGAAAUAAAGCUGGGAAAAGAAGUAGAAACCAUAUUGUGAAGAACAUGAGGUUCACUGCUUAGUAAUAGGCUUUUUGUGUCUCUCAGGAAGAUCAUUUUAUAAUGUGGAGGACAGAUUGGAAAGAUGAGCCUAGAGAAUAGAAGGGCAGCCAAUAAUAUUAGUCUAGGUAAAUAUUCUCUUAAAUGCUAAGUCUAAAAGGUCUUUCCAUCCUAAUCCUUGCUCUUCUUCACUUCAUCUGUAUGGCUGCUCCUUAAGUCUCCCAUAGUUCAUCAAAUAUUUUAAUCCUUGUUCUAGAACCACACUCCACACAUUCUUGAUGAUGUCAUCAACCCCCAACUAAAUAUAACACAACACCUCUUUGGGACUCUUCCAACUGUUAUCUGUCCAGCCCAUCUCUCCCAAGUUUCAGUCAUUUUUCAACAAUUGCCUGAUGGAUAUUUCAAACUCACUAUCCUUCUAAUAUCUCAGGCUUUUAAUUUCUCUUCCUUUCAUCUUUCAGUAAAAUUGCAGUAACCUCCCAAUAUCCCACAUUUCUCUCAUUACUUUGGUCCAUUCUGCUGACUGCUUCCAAAGUAGU